Molecule: messenger RNA, 160 nt
Organism: Monoraphidium neglectum
Lineage: Eukaryota; Viridiplantae; Chlorophyta; Chlorophyceae; Sphaeropleales; Selenastraceae
Exons: 1
Source: RefSeq, a predicted model, not a curated record
GAAGCUGAGCGGCGCCUUCCUGGCCUGCAUGAAGCUGCGCGCCAGGGUGCCCUGCAGGCAGCUGUUUUACGAAGCCUACGACUCACACACCUGGGGGCCCGUGGCCGAGGACGCCGCCGCGGCGCCCGACGGCGGGGAGGACGUGGCGGCGGCGGGGUGA